GAGUUUACUUUCACACUCAGGCAUCAAGCAGGGAGUUUGAAUCGAGUAGCAGAUGCAUUGAGCCGUCACACAUUACUCCUCACCACCAUGAGCACCAAGAUUGUCGGAUUUGAGGCAUUUCCUGAUAUGUAUGCUGCGGACCCUUCAUUUGGGAAGAUAAUUCGGGAGUUAUGCAUUUCGGAUUGUUCACUAAGGCAGCAGAUUAUUAGUGAACUUCAUAACGAAGGACAUUUUAGGCGAGACAAGACAUUGCGGUCUAAAGGGGCUCUUACUAAUGUUGGAUUGUACACACCAUUACUCGUACCUGAAGCUCCUUGGUUUGAUGUCAGUAUGGAUUUUGUCUUGGGCUUACGUCGUACACAGCAGGCAAUGGAUUCCAUUCUUGUUGUGUCAAUUACUUCUGACCGUGACACUAAGUUUAUUAGUCAUUUCUGGAGGAGUUUGUGGGAGAAACUUGGAACGAAAUUGAAUUUUAGCAGCGCGUACCAUCCCCAAAAGGAUGGUCAGACUGAGGUGGUGAAUCGAAGUUUGGAAAAUCUUUUGAGAAGCUUAGCCGGGACUAAACCGAAGUAG
This is a messenger RNA of Olea europaea var. sylvestris, 573 nucleotides long. RefSeq lists its product as uncharacterized. Gene Ontology annotation, molecular function: nucleic acid binding. The transcript has 4 exons. Gene Ontology annotation, biological process: DNA integration. The annotation marks the transcript as partial. NCBI's taxonomy places the organism in Eukaryota, Viridiplantae, Streptophyta, Magnoliopsida, Lamiales, Oleaceae. The record is from RefSeq and is a predicted model, not a curated record.